Molecule: messenger RNA, 1959 nt
Organism: Microplitis demolitor
Lineage: Eukaryota; Metazoa; Arthropoda; Insecta; Hymenoptera; Braconidae
Gene: odv-e66-25
Exons: 1
Coding region: 54-1883 (609 amino acids)
Source: RefSeq, a predicted model, not a curated record
UUAUUAUAGAAGACAACGAGUUGUGCGAUUAUUUGGAAUAAAAUUUAAGAAACAUGACGCAAAGAGCUUUCAUAUUCUUAUUCGCAAUAGUAAUUAUUGUAAUAGUAUCGAUUAUCAUGUUCAUUGUAUUUAGUACUGAUUCAGGUGGUGAGUUGGAACAGAUAAAAUCAGUUAUGAUCGAUAAAUACGUAGAACCAAAUUAUGCAGUAACUGCGACAAAUUAUCAGAGAGAUCCGGAGGCGACAUUUAAAAAAGAACUUGAAGAGAAGAUAGAGAACGUCGUUCCGUUUGGAAUUGCGCUGUUAUCAAUGUACCAAUUGGACAAUACAAAGACUCAGUACUUAGAAGUCGUUGACGACUUAAUAAAAAGAAUAGACAAAAAACUAGGAGGGCCAGUCCCCGAUAGGAGAAUGACUCCUUGGGGUAGUAAUUGGUACCACUGUUCCAUUUCGUUGACUCGUAUGCUCGCGAUGUACGAGUACAUCGGAAAAGAUAAAGGUGUGAUGGAUAUUUGUCACAGAAGAAUUAUUCAGAUAACGCCGAGAUUAGAUAGAUCGUUAGGUAUGGAAUUCAAAGGUAAAGUUAACAUUAUUCAUGUAGCGAUCCCACGUUUAUUAACACUAAAAAAGAACAAUCCUGAAGAAUAUGAAAAAGAGACAAGAUUAGAACCAUUUGAUAAUCUUAAAGAAAUGACAAAUUUAAAACCCAAUACAGGUAAUGCUGUAAAAGAUGGUAUUUAUCAAGACUAUUCGUGUAUUAACAAUAAGAAUAUCCCGACUUUCUCAGCGAUAACCGGACUCGGAGGUUUUAGUCUCGAGGUAUACAGCUUUUUCGGUCUUGAAGAAAAUAUUAGUACUUUCGUGACGGAAAUAUUGAACAGGAUUCUCCAUCCUAAAUUGGAUUUUAUACCCUACGGUCUGUUUGGCCGGGAUCCGAAAAUAACUUGUAAAGAAACUUUAAAAAGAUAUUGGCCGAAUUACGAAAGAAAUCCAAAUUACGAUGUAAAUAUUUUUCCUUUCAUUGGUCUUGGAGUAUUCAAAUCGGAAAAAUUCGUAUUUUCGGUGCGCGUCCAACGUGAUGGAAUCGCUGCCUAUGAAUUUGAUAAUUGGUAUCAGCAAUUCGCUCUUGGAUGGCUUCAAAUGCGUAAAUUAUAUCACACGGAAAUUGAUUAUAGGAAUUAUAAAAGUAAAAUGGAGUGGGAUAAACUAAAAGUUCAACCGGGUGUAAUUUCAUUUGCUGAAGAAAAAAAUAAUAGUUUUGAAGCUUUCAAAAAUCAACGCAGCACUGCUUACACUCUUCCAGAAUUCUGUUCUGAAAUAAAAUCUUACAUUGGACAUUUGAAAAAUUAUAAAGAUAAAAAACUACUGUAUUGGUUCAAUAAAUAUAAAUUUAAAGCUUUCUAUGGAGACCAAGUUGUAAUUUCGGAAAGGGGUGUCUGUACAGACAAUGGUUUAGUAAUGCGAUACGAAAUUAAAAAUCAGUCUGGUAAGGCAUUGAAAUUGAUAUUAAAGGACGCAGAUAUUGGUAACAAAAUUACAUUUAAACCCUCUGUUGAUGAUUCCGGUACAGGAGUUCUUAUCCCUAACAGCGGAGAGCCGAAAAUAGUUCAAUGGUAUCAGGUAUUUGAUGACACCAUUGAGCCUAAAACAGUUGAUGGGGAUAGUGCGAAUAAUUCUAUGUCAUUUACUAUUAAUGGCGACAUGUAUGUAAUUGAACAGCAUGGUGACUAUCAUAUUGUCAAAUGCAAUGGUGAUAUAAUACUCGCGGGUAAUUCAAGCAGUUUGCGUGACGCUAGUAUAACUCAUCAUGAUACAUCGAGUGGUAAAGAUACAGUAUUCAAAAGAGAUUCUGAGACACUUAUGUAUGUACCUCAGCAAAAUUGAUAGUAAUUAUAUAGAAGUGGAACUCCACUGGAUUUUGGCCAUACAAAAUUGAAAAUUAGAGUUUUUCACAAUUUUU